This is a messenger RNA of Wasmannia auropunctata (little fire ant), 2314 nucleotides long. RefSeq names its product cytochrome P450 9e2-like. The coding region runs from base 942 to 2069 and encodes 375 amino acids. The record is from RefSeq and is a predicted model, not a curated record. The transcript has 4 exons. Gene Ontology annotation, molecular function: heme binding; monooxygenase activity; oxidoreductase activity, acting on paired donors, with incorporation or reduction of molecular oxygen. NCBI's taxonomy places the organism in Eukaryota, Metazoa, Arthropoda, Insecta, Hymenoptera, Formicidae.
AAUGUAUUUUUAUCCCAUUAGCAAUUUUAAAAGAUUUUAUUUUUACAAAAUUUUCUAGACAGAUAUAUUUGUAACGAUUGUACAGUGUUACAAAUUCUCUGUAUUGAUAACAGAUUCUUUUCCUUCAAGAACAAAAAUAUCGAUUUUGUUAGAUUGCUCAAUAUAGAAAAUAUUACAGUAUUACACAUAUUAUAUAAGUGUAUAAACAAUAAUAAUACAGAAAUUAGUACGUAGAAUAUUAGGAAUUUAUAAAGAUAUUCUAUGGCAAUUCUGCAAAUUAUUUGAAGGAUACGAAAAUAGAGUUAUAAUUAUGACAGAAUCUCCUAUUCACCUUAUUGCCUAAAUAAUUAAAUGAAAAUUUGUUAUAUUGUAAUUUGGUAUUAAAUUUAAUUUAAUUAUAAUUUGCUGUUAAUUGAUAUCAAUCAUGUUACAUAUCAGCUGUAGUAAGUAAAAAACAUAGAUAACAAAUAUGUUCGAAAAUAUUGAAUAGACAGUAACCUGACGAAUCCAAUAUUCAUUUCAAUAUGUUCGCUGCUCGUCUAAAAGGCACACCAAUAACAGAAGCCAAUUACAUAAAUUAUAAUUAUUAUAGUACACAAUAGAUUCAUUACGCAUUGAUGCUAUUCCCGAAAGAGUCUGAUCACGCACUGGAGCAGUGAUGGGCAAUGAACGUGUUAAUUGUAAAAAUCAAUUCGUCAUUGUUAUUAUGUUGAUAACAACAAAGAUAAGUAACACAAUAUACUUAACUUCAUCUGCGUGAGCGAUAACGAAUCGGAUGCCAUAUUAGAUUGCGUUAAUCUGUGCAAUAGCAGUAGACCGUCAACUUUCGACGUGUAACGUUGUGCCUUAGUGAUAUCAUCUUUGUUAUUAACUGCCCGAUAGAUAAAAUAUUCAAGAAACAUUUACUAAAUUUUUGCGGUGAUAUAUGAUAUAUAAUCAACAUGAUAUAUAUAAUCGCUUUGUCAGUAAUAGUAGGUGCUCUAGGCCUUUAUUAUUUGUUCCUGAAGAAUUUGAAUGAUUUUAAAAAACAUGGCAUACCACACCUGCCACCUUCUUUACUUGGAAGUACAUUAUUUCGAUUAUUGCCUCAAAAGCCGCUUACUGAAAUUCUCAAGUAUUUGUACAAUCUACAUCCUGAAGCCAAGUACAUUGGUAUAUUUGAUAUAAAUGUUCCACUUGUAAUACUUCGCGAUCCCGAGAUAAUUAAAUCCAUCACGUUAAAGAACUUCGAGAUAUUCCCGGAUCAUCGCAAUUUCAUAGACGAAAAUCAAGAUCCAUUAUUUGGGAAAAAUCUUUUCUCCCUUCGCGGAGAUAAAUGGCGACAGGUACGACCUUUAUUGAGCCCAGCCUUUACGUCUAGCAAAAUGAAAACUAUGUUUAAGCUAAUGUCGGAGUGCGGGGUCAAUUUUGGUAAUUACCUGGUGCAAUUACCACCGGAGCAAAGAAUAAUGGAGAUGAAAGACGUCUUUGCGAGAUAUACUAACGAUGUGAUUGCUACUUGCGUUUUUGGCAUUAGUGUUGAUUCUAUGAAAAACCCGGAGAAUGAAUUUUAUAUAAAAUGGACAACAAAACAUAGAAACCAAAAUGAACCUCUCCGAAUGUAUCCGAUUCUUGUAAUAUUGGAUAGAGUAUGCGUAAAAGAUUUCGAGCUGCCACCAGCAUUGCCAGGAUUGAAACCAUUUUCUUUAAAGAAAGGACAAAGCAUAUGGGUACCAAUUUAUGCACUUCAGCGUGAUCCCAAUUACUUUAAGGAGCCGGAGAAAUUUGAUCCCGAGCGAUUUCGUGGUGAACGGAAAAAGAACACUCUCAAUUCCAGAGCUUACUUGCCUUUCGGUCUUGGUCCCAGAAUGUGUAUAGGUAACAGAUUUGCAUUAUUGGAGACAAAGGUCGCACUCUUUCAUUUACUGGCCCGUUGCAAUUUAAAAACCUGCGAGAAGACGAUAAUACCACUCAAGAUUGCUAAGGACGGGUUCAGUAUGACGGCUGAAGGUGGUUUCUGGCUGAAGGUGUUACCAAGAAAAGAUGCUCAUCACACUCUUGCAAUUAAUCCUGUCAAUAGAACACGUUAAAUAUAAAAUGCAAGCAAAAAUGGAAACCAAAAUAAACAUGGAACAAGAACUUCUUUCUUAAUUAUCUGGCAAGAAAACGCUUAAUAUGUUAUUACAAAUUUAAGAAAUAAUGUUAUUUUUGUAUUAUAAAUAUUUUUUAAAUAUAAAACAGUCGUAUUAUUUUUUGUACGUUUAUUAGAAAAUUGUAAGAGAAACGGACAUGAAAAAAGAUUAACUAAUUAAAUACUUUUUUCUAUUUUGUGUUA